Molecule: messenger RNA, 988 nt
Organism: Meloidogyne enterolobii
Lineage: Eukaryota; Metazoa; Nematoda; Chromadorea; Rhabditida; Meloidogynidae
Source: the annotation of a GenBank genome assembly
UUGAUUUAAUUUUUGUAUAUCACCUUUCUCUAAUGCCUUCUGUGGGAUGUACUCGUAAAUGGCAAGAACAUCAAGGCAGGAAUAAGUUCUUUUUAAAUGGAAGGUGUGUAUCUAGUCGACAAAACUUACUGUUUAUGUUUACUUUCUCCCUUCUGCUAUUGGUGAUGUGCAUGUUUUACAUUUUUUGCCUUCCAUUUCUAACAAUCAAAAUCGGUCUUUUCGUUCCAAUCUUUAUGGUUAUUCUUUUUUUGCUCGUUAUAUCAACAAUGCUUCGUGCAGCAUUCACCGAUCCUGGCAUUAUUCCACGAGCUUCUGCAGCGGAGAUUUCUGAGUAUAAUCUAAUAAAAAAGAUGGCAAAGACUCCUGAAGAACGAGAGUUGCUAAAUGAAAGGAUAGUUAACAUUAAUGGCUGCGGUGUUCUAGUCAAAUUUUGUAUUACCUGUAAAAUUUUUAGACCGCCUCGUAGUUCGCAUUGCAGUAUUUGUGACAAUUGUGUUUUGAAUUUCGAUCGUAAACAUUUUUCUUUUGAAGGUUUAAAUUUCAAAUAUUUAGAUCAUUGCCCAUGGAUUGGUAACUGUGUUGGAGCACGAAACUUUCGUCAUUUUUAUCUUUUUAUUACUUUUGUUGCUGUCACAAGCUUUUUUGCAAUUAUUUGUAUUUGUUUGCAUUUUUAUUUGGUAAUGGCUGAAAAGGAUGGCGCGUUUCUAGAUUCACUUUUGGACAACCCAAUUCCUGUUGUAUUAAUUUUACCUUUCCUCGCGUCUUUUAUUGGUGUUACGAUGAUGAUUUAUGACCAUACACCACUGGUUUUGAAGGGAAUUACAAGUUAUGAGGAUUAUAAAUGUACUUUUGAUUAUGUCAGAAAUCCUUUUGACGCUGGAAGUCGUUCUAAAAAUUUGAAGAAAGCUUUGUGUUCUCCUGAACCGAUAAGGUUUUUAAAAAUCUCUAAAAUUUCUAAUUUCUCCAUUUCUUUAAUUAUUGAAUAAAG